This is a messenger RNA of Podarcis muralis (Common wall lizard), 4985 nucleotides long. RefSeq names its product fyn related Src family tyrosine kinase (gene FRK). NCBI's taxonomy places the organism in Eukaryota, Metazoa, Chordata, Lepidosauria, Squamata, Lacertidae. Gene Ontology annotation, biological process: protein phosphorylation. The record is from RefSeq and is a predicted model, not a curated record. Gene Ontology annotation, molecular function: protein binding; protein tyrosine kinase activity; ATP binding.
AGAGCCUCCCUACUGCCAGAGUACAUUUAAAGAGAAUAAAGGGAACGAGGAGGUGCAAGAUAGGGAAGUUCAGCUGGAAGCUCUCUCUCCUGUUUCUGUUUACCUGUUCUGUUGCUACAAGAUUUUUUGGCCCCUAACGUGACGAUUCAGGUCUUUCUGACCGAUCAGAAGAGGAAGUGAAAAAAUUCCCCUGACAUGAACAAUUGCACUUCAGUGCUCAGAUUUCAGUCCUGAGUGUGGAGCUGGAAGGCAAGGAGGAAACUCUUAUGGUGAAGAAGACUUGGAGGGGGAGAAGCAGAGAAGAGGACACGUCCAGUGAAAUCGUUUGCCUUUUGUACUAGAGGAAGGAGUCCUGGGACUAUCUUUGAAAUGACGCUGAAUGGAAAAAAUGGGUGUGAAGGGAUCUUGAAUGCUUCAGGAUAGGAAGAAGGGGACUGAAGGAAUACAGGCCACAAGCAAGAAGGGGACAGAAUGGGUAACUGCUGUCGGAAAUAUUGUGCUUGUCUGGAGCCCUAUAUGCCUUGGCUUUUCAAUUGUGCGACUGAGGAUAAGUCGAACCCAACUACCAUCAAUUCGCCUGUGAGGCCAGACACCCCGGGUGACACCUGUAUAUGCAUCCCAGACCCACCGCCUCUUCAUCCAUCAAAGCAGACUUGCAAAUAUGUGGCCCUGUUUGAUUACCAAGCCCGUACAGAGGAAGAUCUGAGCUUCCGAACUGGAGAUAAGCUUGAAGUGCUGGAUAAAUCUCAAGGGAGCUGGUGGUUUGCAAAGCUGCUUGUGGAGAACGGGUCUGCUAAGCAUGGACAGAAGCGGCAAGGUUACAUCCCUGCCAACUAUGUGGCUCCUGACCAGAGCAUUGAAGCUGAACCGUGGUUUUUUGGUGGUAUUAAACGAGUGGAUGCUGAGAAACGGCUGCUAUAUCCUGAAAAUCAGGACGGAGCUUUCCUGAUCAGAAACAGCGAAAGUCUAACGGGUGAUUUCUCUCUUUCAGUACGGGAUGGGAAGGUUGUGAAGCACUACCGAAUCCGACGUCUGGACAAUGGCGGCUUUUUUGUGACGAAAAGGAAAACUUUCCCAACCUUGAAUGCUUUUGUCAGAUACUACAGUCGUUCCAGCGACGGGCUGUGCGUAAAGCUUGGGAGGCCAUGUGUAAAGACAGAAGUUCCGGCAACCUAUGAUUUGUCAUACCAAACUGUGGAUCAGUGGGAGAUAGACCGAAAUUCCUUACAGCUCUUAAAAAGACUAGGUUCUGGCCAGUUUGGCGAGGUCUGGGAAGGAUUAUGGAACAAUACCACACCGGUGGCAAUUAAGACGCUAAAACCAGGUUCAAUGGAUCCAAAAGACUUCCUCAGGGAAGCACAGAUGAUGAAGAAUCUGAGACACCCAAAGCUCAUACAGCUCUAUGCUGUUUGCACUUUAGAGGAUCCAAUUUAUAUUAUUACAGAACUGAUGAGACAUGGAAGUCUGCUAGAAUACCUCCAGAAUGAUGCAGGAGCCAGAAUCCGUUUGCCACAACAGGUGGACAUGGCUGCUCAGGUUGCCUCAGGAAUGGCUUAUCUUGAAUCUCAGAACUACAUUCACCGUGACUUGGCAGCCAGAAAUGUCCUUGUCGGUGAUCACAACGUUUAUAAAGUAGCAGAUUUUGGACUUGCACGAGUUUUCAAGCUAGGAAAUGAAAAUGUGUACGAAGCCAAACAUGAAACAAAACUGCCUGUGAAAUGGACUGCUCCUGAAGCAAUCCGCUCCAAUAAGUUUAGCAUCAAAUCUGAUGUCUGGUCAUUUGGAAUACUCCUGUUUGAAAUAACCACAUACGGAAAGAUGCCUUAUUCAGGUUUGACAGGUGUUCAAGUACUCCAGAAACUGGAUCAAGGGUACAGAAUCCCUCAACCAGAAAACUGUCCCCAAGAGCUGUAUAACAUCAUGCUGCAAUGCUGGAAUGUUGAGCCCAAAGAACGACCCACCUUUGAAACGUUGCAUUGGAAACUGGAAGAUUAUUAUGACAUGGAUUCUACAUCCUAUGCAGAUGCAAGUGCUUUCAUAAAAUGAAUGACACAAUCUUGCUGCUGGUCAUUUAAGUGAGGAUGAGACCCCCCAACUGUGUUCCUUUAGCAAAUAUGUUCCUUCUACAUUAUAAUGUCAAAUUGUAGAACAUUUAUUCAUACACACACACACACACACACACAAUGGACCAAGGUGUGUACAAUAUAUACGCCUAACAUCACCACAGUCUGUUUCUUCCAUUGCCAAUGAGAGCAAUUCAGUUGUUAGGCUGCCAAGCCAUCAAGCUAUGUAAAGCUGCUAUCUCUCUGCAGCUUUUCCGAAGUAACUUUGGGAGCAUUCUAACCUCAAAGUAGAUGAAUGGAGAGGUUAAAAUAAUGAUGAAUAGUAAGGAAUGAGUUCUUAUUAAAACCUGUGACAAUACGCCAAGAUCUUGAUGGCAUCAGCUUGUCUUAAUAGAUUAAGCAAACUGAAAGGCAGGAUUUCUUAAAAUAACUUUUUGCUGUACAAUGAAGUUUCUCUUCUAUUUAUUAUUUAAACAGGAGAUGGCAAAAAGCAACAACAACACAAAUCAUAAACAGAUAGCUUCUGCACAAUAGGCAAUAAAACACUGCACUUUUUAUGUAUAGAAUUUGUUAUUUGUUACUCUUCAGAUUCCACUGCUUAUCUGCUAAAUCCCAUCAAUCAGUGAUUAUGAAGGAAUGUGAUUGCUGUUUUGCACAGCAGGACCUGUGCAUCAAGAUGUUUUCCUUUUUCUCCUCUGAACAUCCCGUGGCUACAAUUUUGGUAACGUUGCCUUGAGUGUCUUCAUUGUACAUGGAAUAAAUGUAUGUUCGCUUGAGGGGGGGGGGAAACUAAUAGUACAUGGAAAAUAUAAACUUUUGUCAGAAAUAAAGUGAUUCUUGAAAGAAGGUCUGCGUUACGGUACGUUGAUGAGCCAAAGAUCAUAAAUGUAUGUUUUCCUGUGAAUUGCUUUUGUAAUACAUGUGAACCCAGCACAUGCCACUGCAGUAGAUCCUUUAUUUGUUUUAGGGCUUCAUUCAUUCAUUCAUUUUUGCAUUUCUUCCAAGCAGUGCAUUGAAAUACUACGGAAGAAGUCCAAUUGAACCCACUGAUUAUUUUGCUUUUAUCUUCUCCAUAGAACGCUAUCCCUGUGUGGGCUUGCUGUGGACACCAGCAAUACAACAGAUCUGUUGGUGUUUGCACCAGUGUUGAGUGGUUGGGCCCUUCAUCCAAGGCUCCUAUUUUAUGCAGUGGCUAUGGAUAAAAUAGGCUGUAUUUGUGGGAAUAUGGUAGCGCUCAAGUGCAAAACUGAUAGUGACAUCUGUUUUGUCUUGCCGUGGAUGCUAUUUGUUUAGAAUGGUUGCCUAUAAAAUGUCUCUCUGUGUGUAUGUAUGUAUGUAUGUAUGUAUGUAUGAUGUGCUUACUUUUUAAAGAAAGGAAAUAAUUUAAAAUUGUUUAUUGUUUACAUCUUUGGGUGUUAUUUUGGGCUGGAUUGUUUCUAUAUGCAUAUGCUGCAGUUGACUCCAAGGGAUCCUCACACAACAGGGUUGAUGUUGCCAGCCUUCAUGCAACGUUUGCAGACAUCUUUGUAACACAGACGUGGUCUGCCAAUGGGCCUGGGGCUUGAAGCCAGCUCCCUGUAGAGCACAUCCUUGGGGAUCCUGCAAUCUUCUGUUGUAUGUACACGACCAAACCUGCAUAGACGUUGCCCAGAGAAGAAUGGGAAGAUGCUGGAAAUGUGGACUUGGGAGAGGACAUCUUUGUUUGAGACUCUGUCCUGUCAUGUGAUGCCCAAAAUCUUCCUGAUACAGUGCAUCCUAGUGGGUGUCAGUUGCCUAUGACUCACUUCCAUAAAGCAGUGUGCUCAGCAUGAAAGCCUGGUAGAACUUUACCUUGGUAUUGGACUUCAGCAUCAUAUUCUCCCAUACCCUUUUGGAGAGGUGAGCCAUUGCUGUAGCUGCCUUGCCAAUACGCUUGUCCAGCUCAGCAUUGAUGGAAAGGUUGCUGGUUAUGGUGGAGCCCAGGUAGACAAAAUUGUGUACCACUUCAAGAGUGUGGUCACCAGUGCUGAUGUGUUGGUGAUGCUCUGACCCAGGAUGUUGGUCUGCAUCAGGCUGUUGGGGCCGGACUCCAUGCAGGCUUGGGCAAAACAGUUGAUGAAUCUCUGUAGAGCUUCCUCAGAGUGUACUGCCAAGGCUGUAUCAUGUGCAAACAACAUCUCUCAGAUCAGAACCCACUACCCCUUUGUCUUGGCAUGGAGGUGUCUAUGACAAACAGUUCUUUUAAUAUGUUGUAUCCUCCCCCCCCCCCCGUGGCACUUGUCGUUCUCUAAUCUCCUGUUGAGAUAUCAAAAGCUGAUAAAUGAUGCUUUAUGUUAGAAAGUUUUUAUCCUUACAACAGCAAAGGAUCUUUUGGUUUUAAAAAAAGGAAAAGUAAGAAAAGAGCACCAUUCCUUUAUAACAUUGAGGCUACUAAUCUAAGGAUGAUGAGUCAUCUGGCCAGUAAAGGUUAAUAUUUGAAGCACAUGGUCAAGAAAACACAGCACUAGAAAUUGCUUCCUAGGGGAGGUUUAGAAGUGGGGACUUUUGAAUUUUAUAGUCCAACAAAAAUAUAAUAGUAUAGGUUUUGAUGAACGGAAAUAACAGAUGAAAUAACAUAAAGGUGCAAUAUAGCAAAAGCAAUGCACUGAAAGCAAUGGAAUGGGAUUUAGUCAGAAGUAAUUUCUGUCCCACUCAUUUUGGUGUGAGAAUCAUGACUAUAUUUCAAGGGACUGUGCCCAGAUCAUUGAAACAACUGGGGCAAUGCAUUAGUGAGGGUAAAGUGUGCUUAAAAAUGCAUAUAUUGGUGAAGAUAACAUACAUAAAUGCAUUAAUCAUGGGAAAAGGCCUUGCAAAAAUGUAUGUAUAUUGGGGAAAAUUUACAUACAAAAAUGUGUAUAUUUGAAGAAAUGCUCAUGAGGACUAUAAAAAAUCACUGUUCGUGUU